UCUUUUCAUCUCUCUCUCUCUGAGUGCAGUGAAGAUUUCAAACGUUAGAUUACAAGUUUACAACAAACAACAAAAGUGUAAACAGGAAAAAAUACUAAAACCAGAAAAAUAAAAGAUAAAUCGAAAUUCAUAUUUUGUCUGAAGCACAAACCCAUAACACCAUCGCCACAGGCACACCACUCCAUUCCUUCACCCUCCUCUCUCUCUCUAAAUAUUUAUAUGUAUGUAUGUGUAUUUGAAGAGAGGAGCUGCGCAAGAAAGAAACCUAUACGUAUACGGUCUACAUACGCCCCGUUUUUACUAAAAGAAAGGAGUAAAGCAAAAUCCAAAGCCUCCCCCAUUUGUAGGGUUUUUUUGUUUUUUUUCAAAACUUUUGAAAAAACCCCCUCAAACUCUCCCAUUAUUUUAUUAUACAUUCUUGGAGAUUUUGUGGAUAAUUGACUUGGAAUCCGACGAUCGGUUUCCAGAAUUGAAGAUCUCCCGCAUUGACAUUGUUGAGGCUGUUCCAGCAAUCCAUUUUAUGCGUGGUUCAAAGAAUAGCUAGUUUUAUUUGUAUAGAGAGGUUUUAGGGAAUGGAAGUGCAUAUAUGACAAAAGACCGAAACAAUAAUGUCAUUUUCUACUAUGGAAAAGAUGAAGUCGGAUGCGCCUCUAGAUUAUGCUGUAUUUCAGCUUUCACCGAAGCGCUCACGGUGUGAAUUGUUUGUUUCCAGUGGUGGGAGCACUGAGAAACUUGCUUCAGGAUUGCUUAAACCAUUCGUUGCAAAUUUAAAGGUUGCAGAGGAACAAGUCUCCUCUGCUGCUCAAUCGGUUAGGCUUGAAGUUGGUAGACGUAAAAAUGCUGAAGCAUGGUUCACGAAAGGAACACUUGAGAGGUUUGUGCGAUUUGUAAGCACACCCGAAGUUUUGGAACUGGUCAAUACCUUUGAUGCCGAGAUGUCACAGUUGGAAGCAGCUAGAAGAAUUUAUUCACAGGGAGCAGGAGAUCAACUUUCUGGUGGAGGUGGACCUGGGGUGACAGCUGCAGAUGAUGCCACAAAGAAGGAGCUUCUACGAGCUAUUGACUUGAGGCUAGUGGCAGUGCAGCAGGAUCUAACUGCUGCCGCUGCUCGUGCUGCUGCUGCUGGUUUCAAUGUCGACGCUGUUUCAGAACUCCAAAUAUUUGCUGAGAGGUUCGGUGCUCAUCGUCUAAACGAAGCUUGUGGCAUGUUCAUAUCGCUGUGCGAGAGGCGGCCCGACCUCAUAAACCAAUGGAAAUCCGGACCCGAAGACAGGGCCGUCCGCUCCUCAUGUGGGUCGGAUAUGUCCAUCGACGACGACCCCCCCUCCCCCCAACCCCGGCAAGAGGCCGCCACGUGUCAGCAGCCCAAUCCCGCGGCCCCCACCUUUCCCUUACGUCGCGCUUUCAGCAGAGAAUCCAGUGUCGAAAGGGACGACGGAAACAAGGCGAACGACACUGUUGGAGAAAAAGACGGGAAAGAUGAGACCUUAACUCCUGACCAAACUGGGUCGACACAGGCGAGCCAGCCAGCGAGGCGACUGAGUGUUCAGGACAGGAUAAACUUGUUCGAGAACAAACAGAAGGAGAAUUCUGGAGGAAAGCCCGUUGUGGUAAAGUCUGCUGAGCUGCGGAGGCUGCCGUCUGAUGUGUCAACAACGGGGGCAGCUGCAGAGAAAGCGGUCUUGAGGAGGUGGAGUGGAGCUAGUGAUAUGAGCAUUGACUUGAGUGCUGAAAAGAAGGACGCUCAGAGCCCAUUAUCUACUCCGUCCUCCGCAACAGUUUCUCACGAGAAUAAAGUUUUGAAUUUAAAUGACGAUACAACAAAGAGUUCUUUCGUUAAGCCAGAGAUAAAGGUUAUUCCUAGUUUGAGUAGGGGUAGUGAUAGCAGACUGAAAGAGGGUUUUAAUAAGUCUGAACAGUGUUCCGAGUCUAGUAAGUCAAAUUUUAAUUUGCUUCCCGGUGAAAGUGAUGGUUUGAAAAAUCAAGUGCUUGGCAAGACCCAGUCAAGGUCUUUUAUCAUCAAGGCUGACAAUCAAGAAAAUUCAGAAGAAAAGUUGAGAAAUUUGGUUGAUGGGAAAACUGAGAGUGCUUCUCUUUUUGGGCAUCAGGGGAAGCUGAAGGAUUCGCAGAUUGGUGAAGAUCUUAGCGGGGCCCAGUCACAAAUAGCUGGGGUCAGGGAUCAGGGUUCAUCACUGUCACAUGUUAGGCGUAUUGGAAGCAAAGGUGGUGGUGGGGUUGAUAUCCUGAAUCAAAGACAAGAUUCUGAAUCAUGGGAUGAGUCUGUUGUAGAAACAAGUUUGAAGUCUACUCGGAAGGCUGUGGGAGAGUCGAGGGUGAUUGAAGGUGUUUCUGGUUCAAGAAUUCGAGAGGCUUUUGCUGUUCGCUAUAAAGGGAUUGAAGGUGAUUCGUCCUCUGCUCAGCAAGAGGUAAGAUAUGUUGAGGAAACUGAAGUAGUAGAAAAGAAAGAAUUACGCACCUCUGAGAAGGUAUCCAGUGGUUCUGUUUCAGGAGUUGAAGAUUCUGGACCUCAAAGGAUGAAGUUCAGUAGACAAAGUUCUGCAGCUGAACUGAGUAAGAAGGCAAAAAAGCAAGGAGACAGUUAUUUUAGUGGAACCAGCAGGGGACCUUUUCCCGGUAAAGUUACAGCAGAGGCUCUGGAAGGCUGUGAUUCUUUUUCAACGCCACCUCCAGAGAAAGCUCAAAGAAUGACACAAUCUAAGGGAAAUCAGGAACUCAAUGAUGAGUUAAAGGUGAAAGCGAAUGAGCUAGAGAAGCUCUUUGCCGAGCAUAAACUGAGGGUCCCUGGAGAUCAAUCCAGUCCUCAUUGGGGAAAGUCAGACGAUUCACAACAUGAGCUAGCUAGUGGUCUACACUACUCGAAACCAGUAGCAGAUGUAUCUUCUCAAUUGUCUGACAAUUAUAAGUCAAAUGAAACUGCUGGGAGUUCAAAGAACAAGAGCAAGUUCAUUUCUGCCUCUGCCGUGAAAACAAUUGAUAGCCAGAACUAUGGUGAUGCUUUGAGUAAGGAUUUUUCUGAGCUUAGUGUUGCAGAGAGUUCUCGAGGGAAAUUCUAUGACAAGUAUAUACAGAAAAGGGAUGCAAAGCUCAGGGAAGAUUGGAGUUCCAACAGAGCAGAGAAAGAAGCCAGAUUGAAGUUUAUGCAGGAUAGCCUUGAGAGAAGUAGAUCUGAGAUGAAGGCCAAAUUUUCUGGAUCUGCAGACAGACAGGAUUCUUUAUCCAGUGCUCGUCGUCGAGCUGAGAGACUCAGAUCAUACAAUAGCCGGUCAAUUAUGAAAAGGGAGCAGCAAUAUUUAGAUUUUUAUGAUAGCGAAGAUGAUGAGGAAGCACUGGAUUUUGUAGAGAAGAAUCGUCCUCGUGAAGAUACCGCUUUUGAUGACAUCUCUUUCGGCGAUGGUAUUUCUAGGGGUGCACAGGGGAAGAAGCUUUUGUCGAAUAACCGAAGUUUGUCUUCAUCUACUCCUCGCACCUCGGCAGCCCCUGCUCCAAGGUCUUCCACCAAAACAUCCACAAAUACUGGUAAGCGAAGACUGCAACCUGACAAUCCGCUUGCACAAUCUGUCCCCAACUUUUCUGACCUGAGAAAAGAAAAUACUAAGCUUUCUUCUGGAGGCACCAAAACAACUAGAUCACAAUUAAGAAACUAUGCCCGCAGCAAAAGCGCAACAGAAGAAGCAACUAUUGUCAAGGAGGAGAAGCCACGCCGAUUGCAGGCAAUGAGGAAAAGCUCUGCAAAUCCAAGAGAGUUGAGAGAAAUGUCUCCGUUGGACUCAGAUGGUGUUGGCUUGACACCAAUAAAAUUUGAUGAGGAAGUUCAGAGAACUGUUGGGACCAAGCCUUUUCUUAAAAAGGGUAGUCGUGCCAGCUUUGUUUCUCAAACAAGUAUUGCAAGGCAAAGGGCUUCUGUGGGAUCUGAGCCUGCAAAUAAUGUAGAUGAAAACAAUGAAAUGACAUCUGGACCUGAUGAAUUCGGGAUUACUGUUAAAGAUGAAGAAGAAGAAGAAUUUGAGACUUCGAACACUGAAGGCCAUAAGGUUUUGGAAGAAGUGGAACCAAUAAUGAGUAUCGGGUCAGAGAAGUUUGUGAAUUCUGGAUCUGAAAAUGGUGAUGGUACUCUUACAUUUUCACGUGUGGACCAGGCUUUGGGCUCACAAUUGCCCAGUGAAAUUCCUUCGAGAUUCCUGCCUGUUGAAUCUACGCAAGAUUGGCCAAGUGAAAGUCCUAUGUCAUGGAAUUCUCAUAGUCAGCAUCCCUUUGCGUAUUCCCACGAGAUGUCUGAUGUUGAUGCAUCUGUGGACUCCCCAGUUGGAAGUCCUGCUUCAUGGAAUUCACAUUCUUUAAAUCAAAUGGAAACUGAUGCUGCUCGAAUGAGGAAGAAAUGGGGAACAGCACAGAAGCCGAUGUUGGUAGCCCAUUCAUCCAAUAAUUUAUCCCGCAAGGAUAUGACUAGGGGAUUUAAAAGGUUACUGAAAUUUGGAAGGAAGAAUCGAGGCUCAGAGAGUUUGGUUGACUGGAUCUCGGCAACCACAUCUGAGGGAGAUGAUGAUACGGAAGAUGGACGGGAUCCUGCCAAUCGGUCAUCAGAGGAUUUGAGGAAGUCAAGAAUGGGUUUUGCUCAAGCUCAACCUUCUGAUGAUAGCUUUAAUGAAAGCGAGUUUUACAAUGAAUCAGUACAAUCUUCUCAGAGUUCUAUCCCAGCACCUCCAGGCAACUUUAAACUAAGAGAGGAUCAUAUUUCUGGAAGCUCAAUCAAAGCUCCAAGAUCAUUUUUCUCAUUAUCAACAUUUAGAAGCAAGGGAAGUGAGUCAAAACCUAGAUAAUUGCUCCCAGGAUUGCUGUACAUUUGCUCGGGGAUGCCGUCUCUGACACCAGCAUUGAUAAUUACAAGUAUGACGCCCAAUGGUUGAGAUUGGAAUCACCUUCCAUAUAAGUACAAUGGUACGCUGUACAUGCUCAUGGAUUCAAGUGGCCUUCAUGAAGAUCUAGUUAUUUCUUGUAGUUUCAAAAUAUUAUGUUGUAUAUUGUAAUGAGUGGAUAGUUCCAAUUGGCGGAACAUUGAUGUGAUUUUUGCAGCUAAAGUAUUCUUUUCUUGCCAUUGAUUGUUUUGUACUGCACUUGGUGUUAAAAUGCUUUUCUAGAAUCAAAUGUUGGGUGUGAAUGAAAA
This is a messenger RNA of Sesamum indicum (sesame), 5182 nucleotides long. RefSeq lists its product as uncharacterized. NCBI's taxonomy places the organism in Eukaryota, Viridiplantae, Streptophyta, Magnoliopsida, Lamiales, Pedaliaceae. The record is from RefSeq and is a predicted model, not a curated record.